This is a messenger RNA of Doryrhamphus excisus (bluestripe pipefish), 2387 nucleotides long. RefSeq names its product solute carrier family 25 member 18 (gene slc25a18). Gene Ontology annotation, molecular function: L-aspartate transmembrane transporter activity; L-glutamate transmembrane transporter activity. NCBI's taxonomy places the organism in Eukaryota, Metazoa, Chordata, Actinopteri, Syngnathiformes, Syngnathidae. The record is from RefSeq and is a predicted model, not a curated record. Gene Ontology annotation, biological process: L-glutamate transmembrane transport; aspartate transmembrane transport; malate-aspartate shuttle.
ACAAAGGCCAUUGACCAUUGUUUCUGUUGUGUGGAUGUGUUGAAAACAAACCCGCUGGGCCUGCACUGUUUUGUGUCGCUGUUGCCGUGACCCGGCUCAGCAGGUACACGAGUUAAUGUCCCUGCGUUAACACAGUUGUCGGGGCUGUGUCACACACGCAGAGUCGCCGCGAGAGGGAGGGACUUAGGCGAUGAGACAAUGCUCGUGUUUGUGCAACGGCUCCUGAGUGGAGGCUGGCUCUCUCCGCUUGCUCUGGCUUGGCUACCGCUGAUGCACGCAUGGUUGAAGGGAGACGGGAAAGCGGACGGCUGGAUCCAGGCUGUGGGAUGCACCGACAGAGGCGGCAGCAGCACAAAGUUUGAGCAGUGGUGUGAGGGAGAGGCAAAGCGCAGAGGGGCUGGCCUUCAAGAUACAGAUCCAACAUUGGUUUUGGCCCCAACAGAAAAAGGGUGUCCACCAGAGGAGGGGAAAGCAGCCUGCUGGCGUCACAAUAAAGGACGCAGUGAGCUACAUUAGCGGGCAGAGUAAGGCCAUCGCGGGAAGAAAACCAGGAGGAGAACGUGGGUGGAGGACGACGAAGGGAGUUGAGGGCCGAGAGCCCAAACACGAGCAAGAUGACGGACAAUAAGAUAAGCCUCCCUGCUAAGCUGAUUAAUGGGGGCGUGGCGGGCCUUGUUGGUGUGACAUGUGUAUUUCCUAUUGAUCUGGCCAAGACCCGCCUACAGAACCAGCAGGGCACCCAAGUGUACAAGGGAAUGUGGGACUGUCUAGCGAAGACGGUGCGCUCAGAAGGCUAUUUUGGAUGCUACAGAGGUGCAGCAGUCAACCUCACUCUCGUCACACCGGAAAAGGCCAUCAAACUGGCCGCUAACGAUGCCUUCAGACAGAAGCUCUCAAAGGAUGGCCAUUUGCCCUUGUGGGGGGAGGUUCUGGCAGGGUGCGGGGCUGGUACCUGUCAGGUGGUGGUCACCACACCGAUGGAGAUGCUGAAAAUCCAGCUACAGGACGCAGGGAGGCUGGCUGCCCAGAGUAAAGUCCACACACCAGCUCAGGCUACUGGUCCCGGGCCAGCUCCAUCAUUGGUGGCACCCCAGCCGGCCCGACCCGGUCCUGCCCAGCGUGCAUCUGCCACCAGCAUCACAAUGGAGUUGCUGAAGACUCGAGGUCUAAGUGGUCUCUAUAGGGGAGCAGGAGCCACCUUAAUGAGGGAUGUCCCCUUCUCAAUGAUCUACUUCCCACUGUUUGCCAACCUGAACUCGCUGGGGAGGGAAAAAGACGGAAGUCCGAGCGCCGUGCAGGCCCGGGCACCUUUCUGGCAGUCCUUUGUGGCCGGCUGCGCUGCAGGCUCGGUGGCAGCUGUGGCCGUCACGCCACUGGACGUCAUAAAAACUCGCCUGCAAACACUGCAAAAAGGCGAAGGAGAGGACAGCUACAGAGGAAUCAUGGACUGCACACGGCGCAUCAUGAGGCGAGAGGGGCCGUCAGCUUUCCUAAAGGGCGCAACGUGUCGCGCGCUGGUCAUCGCCCCCCUUUUUGGCAUUGCACAGGGCGUCUACUUUCUUGGAGUCGGGGAGAUGCUGCUAGGCUUGCUGGGAUAGACUCCUGCCAUGUUGCCACGGCCUCGCCACCUUUUGCCGCGUCAACCAGCAGUACCCUGUGCACAACAGAGGGACCCGGGAGUACGGAGAAGAGGGUGAGAAGAGGGUCUGCUUGUGAACCCAGGGUUACCGGGCUGCAGGCAACAGGGCUCCAUUGGUCAACAGGGUCCUUUGCAUGGGGAUCAACCGGCCUCCUCGCUGCCACACAUCCCAGGCUGUUCCUUGAACCCACAAAAGACAAUCUGGUUUGAAGUUUUCAUACACAUUAAACAAUUGAUCCAUCUACGCCUGCCGUGUUAUGUUAUGCAUCCCUCCCACUCCAUUCGUGAGUUCCGAGUUGUAAUCUUCAGAUUCCCUGCCUGGAUUGGCAAGAGCGACCUGUCACUAGGUUGUUUGCUAAUCUGAUGCUAAUGAUUUAAUCCCUGUACACACAUGCAUGAGCUGACUUCCGGGUGAAAGACUCCACGCUGCUGUGCUACUGUAUUUAAACCUCCACUUCCUCCUUCAAGGAGGAUUGGACUAAGCCAUACUGAGUGUGUAGCUUCACAAGAUAACACAACAUGUACAAACGCCUUAUUGUUCUUGUACGUUUUGAGUAUCAUCAAACAAUUAAGCACUAAAACAUUUUUAUAUAAAAACACAUGCACUGCUGUAGUUGGUAUAACUAGGCUACUUCAUUUUACCAAUGUAGUGUAAACUGUUUGUUUACAACUUGUAAAUAAAGACGCAAGUCUUCAGUGUCCCACUUAUUUACUUUUUAAAAUAAAACACACAUACAGUUGUCCCUCA